Molecule: messenger RNA, 3636 nt
Organism: Pygoscelis adeliae (Adelie penguin)
Lineage: Eukaryota; Metazoa; Chordata; Aves; Sphenisciformes; Spheniscidae
Gene: ACOX1
Product: acyl-CoA oxidase 1, palmitoyl
Exons: 14
Coding region: 1-1911 (636 amino acids)
Biological process (GO): lipid homeostasis; fatty acid beta-oxidation using acyl-CoA oxidase; very long-chain fatty acid metabolic process
Cellular component (GO): peroxisome
Molecular function (GO): fatty acid binding; FAD binding
Source: RefSeq, a predicted model, not a curated record
AUGGCCCAGGCAGAGACUCCUGCAAUUCAGACAGAGGCCUUAGUUAUUAAUGACCCUGACUUCCAACAUGAGGAUUUGAACUUCCUGUCCCGUAGCCAACGCUAUGAGCAAGCCAUCAGGAAGAGCGCUCUGAUGGUGAUGAAGUUAAGAGAAUAUGGAAUUGCAGAUCCGGAGGAGAUCUACUGGUUUAAAAGAACAUGCUUGGGCAGUUUUCCUGAACCUUUCGGUCUCCACUUCAGCAUGUUUCAAAAAACCUUAGAGACCCAAACGACUGAUGCUCAGAAGGAGAAAUGGCUGCCUCUGGUCCAUGGAGUCAAGAUAAUUGGCACCUACGCCCAAACCGAAAUGGGACAUGGAACUCACCUUCGUGGUCUAGAAACUACAGCUACUUAUGACCCAGCUACCCAGGAAUUCAUCCUCAACAGCCCCACUGUGACCUCCAUUAAGUGGUGGCCAGGUGGACUUGGAAAGACGUCGAACCAUGCCGUUGUUCUGGCUCAGCUCUACACUCAGGGCCAGUGCAAAGGGCUGCAUGCCUUCAUUGUUCCCAUACGGCAGCUGGGCACCCACGAACCUUUGCCAGGUAUUACGGUGGGUGACAUCGGGCCAAAAUUUGGUUAUGAUGAAAUGGAUAAUGGCUACCUGAAAAUGGACAACUUCAGAAUUCCUCGGGAAAACAUGCUGAUGAAAUAUGCCCAGGUUGAACCAGAUGGCACCUAUGUGAAACCUCUUAGUGACAAGCUGACCUACGGGACCAUGGUGUUCAUCCGAUCUCUCAUUGUAGGCGAUUCAGCUCGCUCCCUGUCCCGGGCCUGUACCAUUGCCAUCCGCUAUAGUGCAGUGAGACACCAGUCUGAGCUAAAGCCAGGGGAACCAGAACCCCAGAUCUUGGAUUAUCAGACCCAACAAUACAAACUCUUUCCUCUCCUGGCAACAGCAUAUGCUUUUCACUUUGUGGGAGCCUACAUAAAAGACACCUAUCGUCGUAUUAGUGGAGACAUCAAUGAAGGGGAUCUGAGUGAGCUGCCAGAGCUCCAUGCACUGACAGCAGGGCUGAAGGCGUUCACUUCCUGGACUGCCAAUGCUGGUAUUGAGGAAUGUCGGAUGGCAUGUGGUGGGCAUGGCUACUCUCGCUGCAGUGGCAUACCUGACAUCUAUGUCACAUUCACACCAUCCUGCACCUACGAGGGAGAAAACACAGUCAUGAUGCUGCAGACAGCUAGGUUCCUUGUCAAAAGCUACACCCAAGUUAGUUCUGGGCAGCGGGUUACUGGCAUGGUGUCCUACCUUAAUGAUCUCUCCAGGCAACGCAUUCAGCCACAGCACGUGGCUGCUAGGACUGUGACUGUGCGGAUCAAUGAUCCAGUCAGCUUGGUGGAGGCCUACAAAGCACGUGCUGCCCGGCUUGUAGAAGCUGCAGCAAAGAAUUUGCAAGCUGAACUGAACCACAGAAAGAGCAAGGAGGAUGCCUGGAACAGAACUUCCGUUGAUCUUGUGCGAGCAUCUGAGGCACACUGUCACUACGUGAUAGUGAAGCUUUUCACAGCAAAGCUGUCUGAGAUCAGUAAUGCAGCUGUCUGUGCUGUCAUGACUGAGCUGUCUCUCCUGUAUGCACUGUAUGGGAUCAGUAAGAACACAGGGGAUUUCUUGCAGGCGGGUAUUCUGACCGAUGCCCAAAUUACUCAAGUGAACCAGCGUGUGAAAGAGCUCUUAGCUAUAAUUCGUCCCAAUGCAGUAGCGCUGGUGGACUCCUUUGACUUUCAUGACGUUCAUCUUGGAUCUGUGCUUGGCCGGUAUGAUGGCAAUGUCUACGAGAACAUGUUUGAGUGGGCAAAGAAAUCCCCACUGAACAAAACAGAGGUUCAUGAGUCUUUCCACAAACACCUGAAGCCGAUGCAAGCCAAGCUGUGAAGCCUGCUGUUUUUUUAAAAUGCACACUUUUUCCUGAUCUGAAAACUGGGUGUUUGCGUCCUUUCUUCAGGCACCUAAAUCAAACCUUUCAAAUCCUGGUAGCUGUAGGACAGUGAAUAAUUGUAGCCUUUCUUUCCACUUUGAUAAAUCAAGGAGGUGUUUGGGGAGAGUGCAUAGGGGUUGAUGCCUGUUUUUAAAGUGCAAUUAUAAUGGUAAAAUUAACCUUUUAAAAACCUGGGAAAGCUUUAUGGAUUCAUACAAGGAUUGCUUUUGUGAAGCUGCUAACUAGAGAGAAGUUACUGUCAACUGGAAAGGUAGCAGGAUUUUACUACUAAGUAGUUAACAGCCCUCAGGCAAUAGCUUCUAAUGAGCAGUUAUGUCCUCCUCCCAAAAAGUAUUGGUCUUGAAAUACUUUUUUAAGAUUAGCACCACCUCUCUCCUUGUUUGGCAAAUAUUUAUGGUAUCUAAAGCCUCCUGCAUAGUUUUGUGCACGUGAAUCUGCAUGUGGCACUGCUUUCCUGAUGUAGCUGGGAAGUAAAUACCCAUCCUGUUCUGGAGCUCUGCUUCAUUCAUCUUUCCAGAAGACAUCUUCAUGUGUUCCAAUACAUCCUUCUUUCACUGCCCUGCAGAAACUCCUUUUGCCUGCGUGCCAUCUCCAACGCUGGCACCUUGCUCUUUGUUAAUAGGAAGUCAAAGGAGAACAUAGUGAUGCUGCUCUGAGGAAAAAAACAAGUAGUAAUAAUCAGCUAGGUGCUGAUAAUAGAUGUUCUGCCCUUCUUUUAACUAUUAGUAUUUUUGUAGCACUAUCUCAAAGCACUUUACAGAUGUUAAUUACGAUGAUUUGAUGUGAAAAACCACAUGUAGUGGUAGAAACUGCAAAUUUGACCUGGAGUGAUGAAGCCAGUAUUUGAGGGCAGAAACCAGUUGACCAAGGUCCUUGAGUCUUCAGAUUGUUCUGGGAUGUUCUUCUGGUUUUUAAAGGCAUUCUUCAAGAAAAUGACAAUCCCAAGUGAAGUGUCCAGAUUGGUUUGGGUUUUUUUCCCUACCCAUGCGUUUCCAAGGAGCUUUCUCUGAUUUGCUUAAUUUUGUUUUUAUAUUGACUUGGGACUUGCACAGUGCUGUCUGGAGUAACCGAUGAAAGAUUUAGCUUUUAACAGAACCUCCUGAUGCCCUGUGAAAUCAGUGCAACUACAACUAAGCAAAAUCAUUGCUGUUUUUCAACACCAGUAACUCUGUCCAGUAACAAUAAAACCUCUCUUCACCACAGAUAAGAGCAACUUUGAGCUUAAAAUGGUAAAAAGUUUCAGCAUAAACCCAAAUCCUGCAGUUCUAAGGCAACAUCUGAGAAGCUGUUUCUCUGACAGCUUUGUUAUCUGUUAAGGUCUCUAAUUUCGGAUCAGUUUUCAUGGAGCAGUUUUUCCUGGCACUAACAAUGAUCAGACACAAUGUUUGGCUCCACACGCAGUAGCUGAACAGAAAGAAAUGUUUAAUUUUAAAUAAAAUAAUCAAACUUGCCUUUUGGCUGCUGAGCCUUUCGGGACGAGUGGAACCACUGCUGUUCAGGCUACCCAAGGAGGCAAAGGGCUUUGCCUUCCGUUUAUUCAAUAGAGCAGACUGCUGACCUGGGGAGGGAUGAUGGAGGAGCAGGUUAAAAAUACGUUGAUGAGAACAGUACUAGCUAACUCUGUGUACAGAUUUAAUAAAUUACAAAAACGUGUUUUCAGA